UUGCGUUAGCACAUGAGAGAUCAGCUGAUCGCCCUUUAGCUUUUGAUUUUAGUCGUGAGCUUUCAGUAUUAAAUGACGACAUCGCGUUAUUUCAGAGUAUAAACCAGAGAUUAAUCUGUAAUUUUUUCCAUGAUCUGUAGACAUGUAUUAUGUAGCAUGGCCGUUUGCGUGCCUUUAUGUUUUGGAUUUUCUGCAAUUUGGCGCAUUUGAAUUUGAAAUUAAGAGUCCUGGAGUUGACAGCAUCUUUUUGAAUGGGAAAUGGAACCUGAUGAACUCAAACUCAUCUUUCUCUCUCAGUGCAGAUGUACCCGGCUGUGUUCAUACAGCUCUGCAGCGUCAGGGAUUUAUUUCAGAUCCAUACUACCGGUUUAAUGAUCUGGUUUACAGAUGGAUUUCACUUGACAACUGGACUUACACUACAUCAUUCUCACUUCCUACUCAUGUCAGAGGGAAAGCGAAAGCCGUUCUAGUAUUUGAAGGAGUCGACACUGUCUCCACCAUUUCUCUCAAUGGAAUCAUCAUAGGAGAGACAGACAACAUGUUUCGUAGAUAUGAUUUUGAAGUUACUGGAUUACUCAAAGAUAAAGAAAAUCUUCUUCAAGUGUGGCUCACGUCAGCUGUGACUUAUGCUUCUCAGAGAAGCCAUGCCCACACUCAAUACAGGGUGCCACCUGACUGUCCUCCACCUGUACAGAAAGGAGAGUGCCAUGUUAACUUUAUUAGAAAGGCUCAGAACUCAUUCAGCUGGGACUGGGGUCCUUCUUUCCCCACUCUGGGCAUCUGGAAGGGUGUUCGUUUGGAAAUCUUUAACACUUUAAGGCUACAAAGUUUUACCACCAGUCCGAAAUAUGACCCAGAUCAUUCCAGUUGGAAUGUUGAAGUGGAACUGUUCUUCAAUGUUUUGGUCCUGUCUAAAGGCUUUGUACGUCUAUCCAUACCAUUAUUAGAUUCAGAGGCAGAAUUUCAGCUUUCUCUUACACCAGGACAGAGUAAAAAGUGUUUUGUUCUUCCGGUCAACAAGAAUGCCAGUAUCAUGUUUUGGUGGCCUUUCGGACAUGGCGAUCAGUUUCUCUAUGACAUGAACAUAGAGAUCAACUUGGAGGGUGGAGAGACAUUCAAUGCAGAGAGAAUGGUUGCUUUCCGCACUGUGGAGUUGGUCCAGGAGCCACUUCCCUCCUCCCCUGGCCUCAGCUUCUAUUUCCGAAUUAAUGGAAAACCAAUUUUCCUAAAGGGUUCGAAUUGGAUUCCUGUUCAUGCUUUUCAAGACCAAGUUACCACUGACAUGAUCACGAUCUUGCUCCGGUCUGUACAGAAAGCAAACAUGAAUGCUUUAAGGGUGUGGGGUGGUGGAGUUUAUGAACAAGACAUCUUCUACACUCUGUGUGAUAUGUAUGGAAUAAUGAUAUGGCAGGACUUUAUGUUUGCCUGUGCGUUGUACCCAACAGAGAAGGAAUUUAUACAGACAGUGAGGACGGAGGUCACACAGCAGGUACAACGGCUGAAAUCUCACCCAUCUAUCAUCAUUUGGAGUGGAAACAAUGAGAAUGAAGCUGCCAUAGCAACCAACUGGUUUAACAUAACUGUUGCCGAACGACCACUUUACGUGAAAGAUUAUGUGAAUCUUUAUGUUGACAAUAUCAGAGACAUUGUACUGCAGGAGGAUAGCACUCGUCCUUUUAUAGUAUCCAGUCCAACCAAUGGUAAAGAGUCUGAAAAGGAAGGUUGGGUGGCUCAUGACCCCUAUGACCCCCAGAACGGGGAUACCCACUACUACAACUAUACUAGAGAUUGCUGGAACUGGAAUGAGUUCCCUCGCACACGUUUUGCUUCAGAGUUUGGCUUUCAGUCCUGGCCCUCAUUGUCCACUCUGAGUAAGGUUUCAGUGCCUUCAGACUGGGAUUUCAAAAGCGAUUUCUCAGCUCAUCGGCAGCACCACCAAGAUGGAAAUCAGCAGAUGCUAAAGCAAGCAGAACUACAUUACAUCCUUCCCAACAGCACAGACCCAGUGCAGAGAUACAGAGACACCAUUUACAUCACUCAGGUGAUGCAGGCCCAGUGUGUGAAAAUACAAACAGAAUUCUACCGCCGCAGUCGCAGUACAAUCGUAGAUGGCGAAGGUCAUACAAUGGGUGCCCUUUACUGGCAGCUUAAUGAUAUCUGGCAGGGCCCUUCCUGGUCCUCUGUAGAGUUUGGUGGUAAAUGGAAAAUGCUGCAGUAUUGGGCUUCAGAUUUCUAUGCUCCUGUGCUCUCAGUUGGGGUUGAGAAUAUUGGAGAUAUGCUGAUAUAUACCAUCUCUGAUAGCCAUUCUGGGGAGCACAAAGUCAAAGCACAGGUGGAAUUAUACAGCUGGAGCAGCUUUGAUGCUGUGUGUUCUUUAGAAUCUAACUGGACUACAAUUAAAGAGGGAGAAAGCACUCUGGUGUUUCAGCGGCCUGUUUCUGCUGUAUUGAAAGAAUGUGCGAACUGCACUCGACGCUCCUGCGUUGUCACUUUUCAUCUCCGUAGUCCUAACGGCGAAAUGAUCGGCCCUCAAAAUCACAUGUUCCUCAGCUCUCCACGAUAUGCCGAGGGCUUUCGGAAACCCAACAUCACGUUUACUGUGAAAGAUGCUGAAAUUGUACAAAAUUAUGCUGUGACUCUACACUCCUCUUUUCCUGCUGUAUAUGUUUGGCUGGAUGUUGAUGAUGUUCCUGGGCACUUUAAUAUCAAUGGCUUCUUGAUGUUGUCUCCGAGUCGCACAGUAAUGUUUGGUGCAUGGAGACCCACUACUGUUGAGGAAAUCACUGCCAAGCUUCAUGUCACAUCUCUCAGAGAUGUCUACUGAUUGUAUUUGCGAGAACCUGUCUAAAUGUUGGUCUCUAAACUGUUAAAUAGUUUUUUUAUAUAUUUUUAUACAAAAUGGAUAUAUAUGUCAAACUAUAUAUAUACAGAUGAGUUUUUAUAAGGGCAUAUGUUCGUAAACCCAUGUAAAAACACCAUAUGUUAUGACAAAAUAUAUUAAAACUUCCUUCCGAGA
Molecule: messenger RNA, 3016 nt
Organism: Triplophysa dalaica
Lineage: Eukaryota; Metazoa; Chordata; Actinopteri; Cypriniformes; Nemacheilidae
Gene: manba
Product: mannosidase, beta A, lysosomal
Exons: 17
Coding region: 143-2824 (893 amino acids)
Biological process (GO): carbohydrate metabolic process; glycoprotein catabolic process
Molecular function (GO): beta-mannosidase activity
Source: RefSeq, a predicted model, not a curated record